UGCAUGCAAGCAAAGGACGCGAAAGGGCAUCUUGAUUCAUCGCUGCUAAUUAAGUGGGCCUCCAUAGGUGUAGAAGACUUUGCCAAGUCUUCCCUGAAGCUCAAUAGAGAAAGAAGAGAGGCUUCAUAGUUGGAUGGUUUCAUUUCCCUCAUAUCCAUCCUUUUUCCCAAUAAAGAGCGGAAACGAAACUCAUAUCCAUCUAGAGCUAGCAUCGAUCCUCUCAAAUCUAUCUUCCCUGAAGUGAGCGCUCCGUCCAUUAUUUGCGAACUGAAGGGCGGACGGGAGAUUCGGGUAGGGACUGUGUUGUUUUUCGAUGUUCCUGUUUUCAGGUGCGCGCUUGGGAAAGGGGCCAAAUGUUCCAUCAGCUUCCCAGCAAUUGGAUCCUUGUUCAGAUGGUGUUCAAAAUUGUGGUGCAUCUGCAGGGACGAAAAAUAACAGAGACAGGGAAAGAAUUGAUUCAGCUAAGGGAAAUGGUGUUUGCCCUCUUAAUGUUGAUGAGAGUAAAUUCGAAAAUGUUAAGAGGGACAUUGCGUGGUCCAAAAUCAAAGAGAUUACAGAAAAUGAUAGACUAUAUGAUGCUGAAGCGGCGAUGAAGUUAGUUCAAUUAUUGCAACUUGAUCGAACUGAACAGAAAAUAGGCCUUGCCGGUCGAGCAAGGGUUGCUGAUAUUAUCGCAGCUACAGAAAAUCCUGAUUUCCUAGGCAGGUUUAUACAACUAAGGGGCCUUCCGAUCUUGAAUGAGUGGCUUCAACAGAUUCACAAAGGGAAGUCUGGUGAAGGGGGUGGUCCUAAAGAAACCGAUAAGCCUAUUGAAAAACUUAUUCACGCCCUGCUUCGUGCACUAGUGAAAUUGCCUAUUAAUCUGAAUGCCCUACAAAGCUGCAGUAUUGGGAAAACUGUCAAUCAUCUGCGCAGCCAUAAAGACCAGGAGAUACAGAGGAAUGCUAGGUGUCUUGUUGAUAGCUGGAAGAAGCGUGUUGAUGCUGAAAUGAAGUCGAAUGAGUUCAAGCGUGUUGACACAGCCGCAACACCUGCCAAGAGGAAGUUCAGCCCCCCCAAGCAAUCAAACUACAAUUUAUCUUUUGCUCCAUACUGGGGACCGCAUCAUAUCAGGAAGUUGGCCAAAACACGAAGUCCUAUUAGCAAGGCUUAUGACAUUGGAAAACAUGACGAUGGACAAUCCAUCCUAUCUUUAAAGAGCAUCAAUAACUUUUUGUCUUCUUCAGCAACGGCUGAUCAAUUAACUGAACUUAAAGCCCUUCAGAGCGUACUGAUGGACGCAAAUGCAGAGCCAACUAAGCUAUCAUUUCCAUUCAUAAGAUACAUCACACAAAAAUUCCAUCAAGAGAUCGGUCGUGGUGGGUUCGGAGUGGUUUACCUGGGAGAUAUCGGAACUGGGAAGGUUGCUGUGAAGAAACUCUCAAUAAUGCAGAACUUUUCUGAGGCGACCUUUCUGGAUGAGAUUAAUUGUUUAAUAAAGGCAAAGCACACGAAUAUAGUGAGAUUUCUUGGUUAUUGUGCGGAUACAUAUGGGGAAUGUGUGCAAUACGAAGGAAGUCUUGUGCUAUCAGAGGUACCACAACGGUUGCUAUGCUUCGAGUAUGUUCCUAACGGAAACCUUCAGAAGUAUCUUGAAGAUAAGUCUCAUAAAGAUGAAUGGAAAAUACGAUACCAAAUGAUUAGGGGAAUUUGCAAUGGUCUGAACUAUCUUCACGACCAACGUAUUACUCACUUGGAUUUAAAACCCGACAAUAUUCUUUUGGAUGCUCGCAUGGAUCCCAAAAUUACAGACUUUGGGAUAUCAAGAUGCUUUGAUGAAGGAAUAACUAGAAUUUACACUAAAAAUGUUCGUGGAACACGGGGAAUUAUUGCACCAGAGACCAUAGUCCAUGGAGAAAUAACAUUUAAAUCAGACAUAUAUGGCUUGGGCAAUAUAAUCAUUCAUCUAUUAGCAGGGUGUAACAAUUAUGAUUUCGAUAAUGUGCUCAGAUCGAUCCAAGGGUUCAAUAGCGACGACUAUGGUUCCAGAACGCUGGUGGAUAAAGACUUCCCGAUUGUCCUCGACAAGAUCAUGCCUACUCUAAUAUGGGAUCGGGGACAACCAGGCAUCACUGGCUUGUUCUGGCGGCGGUAGUGGUAGUUUGGUGGUCUAGAGGCCUCGGUGCAAUUUUCAUUAUGUUUGGCGUCCUUUGUACUUACCGUGAACUUUUAUAAUAGAUCUGGGUAUUUCGCAAAUAAAUAAAUAAAUAGUUAACUAAUAUAUUAAGGA
This is a messenger RNA of Triticum dicoccoides, 2269 nucleotides long. RefSeq names its product G-type lectin S-receptor-like serine/threonine-protein kinase B120. Gene Ontology annotation, cellular component: nucleus. The record is from RefSeq and is a predicted model, not a curated record. The transcript has 8 exons. Gene Ontology annotation, biological process: protein phosphorylation. Bases 314 to 2134 code for a protein of 606 amino acids. Gene Ontology annotation, molecular function: protein kinase activity; ATP binding. NCBI's taxonomy places the organism in Eukaryota, Viridiplantae, Streptophyta, Magnoliopsida, Poales, Poaceae.